AUGCCGGUCGCCUGGGUCACUUCACUUGUCACGCUAGUAGUUAUUACCUGUAAAGUUACAUCAGGUGAAAUUUACCUGGAGAAGUUGGACAGUCUUUACAUGCCUUACUCUUAUUCUCCCGUUGAACUGUACGCUCUAGACAAAGGGGCCGCGGAACAAAGUGCUUACGACGGUCAAAACAAGCUGAUUUAUACUGUGGGUGACAACCUUGUCCACGUGAUCAGCGCCAAUGACCCGAGCAAUCUACGAGUGUUGACGCAUUUCCCGGUAGGCCUUGGAGCGGAACUGACAGAUGUGGAAGUGUGUGGAGAGUUUAUUUUUACGGGAAUAGACAACACCACUGACAGGGAGAAUGGGAAGGUGAUGAUAUUCCGAUACGAUGCCAAGAACAACGCACUUGUGCUUCUGCACUCGGUUACAGUUGGUCCUCUUCCGGAUAUGAUCCUCCCCACUCGAGAUUGUGCCACAGUUUUUGUCGCUCUGGAAGCUGAGGCUUACGUUGUGAAUGACGUUAUCAUUGACCCGGAAGGAGGGUUCGGAAUUCUCCGCUGGGAUCCGUCUAACUCGACCGCUGACGUCACGUACCGAAACCUGAAUUUCACCCAAUUUAACGAAAGAACUGAAGAGCUGGUGCAGAAGGGAUUGAGGUUUGUCUACAGGGAGAACAACAACACGUUGUCACGUGACCUGGAGCCAGAGUAUAUAACCUUGAACGAUGAGGAAACGUUGGCUUACGUCUGUCUACAAGAGGCCAGUGCUAUAGCCGUAGUGAACGUCACAGAUCUGGACACAGCAGAGAUCAUCGACAUAUACCCACUUGGAUUUAAACUGUGGAUGAAUUAUACCUUGGAUGCCAGCGACGAAGACAACGGAAUCGAGAUGAAGCCUUGGACGGUGUCUGGUGUGUUUCAGCCAGACAGCAUACAUUAUUUCCACCAUGCAGGGGAAGGGUACAUCAUCACAGCUAACGAAGGAGACUCCAAGGAAUACUUUAGUUCGGCCAUGCAGCCUCUGUUCUCGGAGGAGAGACGUGGAGAGGACAUGCUCGCCGAAAAGCUGAUAAGUGACAAUGUAGAUAGUGUUACAAGAGGAUACUUGGGCGACAAUUCACAACUAGGUCGGUUAAAGUUUCAGCGCCCCUUAGGCCAACAGAACGUGACAGAUGUGUUGUAUUCGUAUGGCGGUAGAGGCUUCUCCUUAGUUCGUGCCAGUGACAUGCGCGUUGUCUAUGACAGUGGCGACUCAGUCGAACGCAGCAUCAAAGAGUCAUUCCCAGUCCUUUUUAACUGUGACGCCAAGACGGAUAAGACGCCGUGGGAGGGCACAGACAAGCGCUCAGACGAUAAGGGUCCAGAAAGCGAGUCUCUCUCCUACGGCAAAAUCUGGGGAAAGUCUGUGAUAUUUAUGGGAAACGAAAGGCCGGGCACAAUAAGUGUGUAUUCCAUAGAUGACGAUUCAAAUGAACCUCGCUUUGAGAGCGUCAACUUUGCUGGGGUUCUGCAAGAGGGGAGAACUUGGGGGGAAAUGUACAUCCGACGAACUUCCGGUGACCUAGACCCAGAAGACGUGCGGUUCAUACGCCAAGAACAGAGCGGGAACGGCGAACCGCUCCUAUUGGUCAGUGGAGCAGUGUCCGGAACUGUGUCUAUGUACGCUGUGCGCAUGAGAGACAACCCCACAACCUCAACAGUCUCCGCACCGGCAGGUAGUUCAGAUCCACAGACCGUCGUGUGCUCCUCGGGCGAACUGAAAUGCCGUAACGUUAACCGGUGUGUCUCGGAGACGUAUCAGUGCGACGGGGUGGACGACUGUGGGGAUAACACGGACGAGGCCGGAUGUCCUGUCGAGAGCACUAUGACUUUGGAGCUCCGGGGUCUGAUCAUCGCUUCGUUAUGCCUGACCGCAGUUUGUGUCCUGUUUGUCCUGGCCCUCUGCUGUCUGCUGCGAAAACGAUCCUCCACAAACGCCUUCGAGAUGAAAACCAAGCUUUAA
Molecule: messenger RNA, 1992 nt
Organism: Liolophura sinensis
Lineage: Eukaryota; Metazoa; Mollusca; Polyplacophora; Chitonida; Chitonidae
Product: mesenchyme-specific cell surface glycoprotein-like
Exons: 13
Coding region: 1-1992 (663 amino acids)
Molecular function (GO): protein binding
Source: RefSeq, a predicted model, not a curated record